CAUCCUGCGCUGUUCUCCGAGAGACCAUCUGAAACUAAAAAGCGACUCGCAAAACUUUCUGUCGGCUAAGGCGUUUAGGAAGGUGGCUAAAAAAGCUGUCUUGACUUCCAGCGCGGUUUUAUAAGUGACGGAACCGUGUUUUCAGAACAUAGAUGCAACUUAAACCGCAGUAACAAGUUGUUCGCUUCAUCGAAACAUCAGCAGAAAUCAUGACGGCGGAGCAGCAUCAGCUGAAUUUGGACUACGGUGACUUUGACAUGAGGUUUGAUGUGAAAAAGGAGGCUGCAGCUUUGGCACCGGACCGCUCUUUUAUCCAGCAGUGCGGUGUACACGUGCCAGGCUCCGUGUCCAGCACACCCAUGAGCACCCCUUGCAGCUCCGUGCCUUCAUCCCCGAGCUUCAGCCCAAGCGGACAGAGAAGCGGUGCUGAAGAACUCUACUGGACCCUGAGCACGGGGGCUUAUCCGCAGCACGCAGAUCCCCACUGCCUUGAACUGACACCCGAGGAUGUCCGGGAAGCCUUAAGUGCCAAUCUCAUGCAUGCACACCCGUCUCAGCUCCACCAGGCAGACAUGGAGCAUGGAUACAGGAGCAUCGGUCAGUUCCACGCACCAAACAUGCAUCAAUACCAUAAGCAGCAGUUCACCGAACUCGGCCACAAUCCCGACUUCGCGCACGACAAAAGCGUGGAUCAGUUAAUGCAUCAUCUCGACUGUGCCCCUCAAGGCGCGACGCACCUCAAGUCGCAUAAUAUCCACCAGCAGACGCACCACAGACGCGGCGAGCGCGCGGAGAGCCGCUUCUCCGACCAGCAGCUGGUGUCCAUGUCUGUGCGCGAGCUCAACCGACACCUCCGCGGCAUGAGCAAGGACGAUAUUAUCCGGCUGAAGCAGAAACGACGUACCUUGAAAAACCGCGGGUACGCUCAGUCGUGUCGACACAAACGCGUUCAGCAGAAACACGUACUGGAGAACGAGAAGACGAGCCUAGCGACUCAGGUGGAGCAGCUGAAGCACGAGCUCAACAGGCUGGUGCGCGAGAGGGACGCGUACAAACUCAAAUGCGAGAGGCUAGUUGUCGGAAUGAACUGCCAGAGUAAUGGACCCUCUUGUGAAAAUCCAUCAUCGCCUAAAUUUUUGCGAUAGUUCUGCAUAUAUUUAAUGUUGAUAAAGUUUCUCUUUAAUAAUAUUAAAAAAGAGCUUAAGAGUGUUUGCUGCUCUGACAGCAAACCAGACUUCUUUUAGGUGUUUUUGUCAGCAGAGGAGAAAGUUUUCAUUCUGUUAUUUAGUAUUUUAGCCUAUAUUUUCACUCAACUUUAUCUCUGACAUGUCAAGCUGGUUUUGAUAAUGUAUCUUUUAUCUUCUAGUUUUCACAACAGUCAGUCAUCUCAGCUAUGCAAAUGACAUGUGACCUUUUUGGCCAUGGACGCAUUUCGUUUGUUUGUUUGAACAUUUUGAUUUCUCUUUAAUUUGUUUCAUGAAUCAGUUGUAUUAUUUGUUCCUUGAAGAGUAUACGGUUGUGAUUUGCAUUUCAUUGUUACCUCCAGAAUAAAUUUUUAAAGAAAAAAAAAA
Cyprinus carpio (common carp) is the source of this 1571-nucleotide messenger RNA. RefSeq names its product v-maf avian musculoaponeurotic fibrosarcoma oncogene homolog Bb (gene mafbb). The record is from RefSeq and is a predicted model, not a curated record. Lineage: Eukaryota; Metazoa; Chordata; Actinopteri; Cypriniformes; Cyprinidae. Gene Ontology annotation, molecular function: RNA polymerase II cis-regulatory region sequence-specific DNA binding; DNA-binding transcription factor activity, RNA polymerase II-specific. Gene Ontology annotation, biological process: regulation of transcription by RNA polymerase II. Gene Ontology annotation, cellular component: nucleus.